AUGGAAGGGGAAAAGGAGUUUGUUUUUGAUCCAAAAAGAUUAAGAAAGGAUAUUUUACUUUAUGUUGUAGAAGGAGCUCAUCCUUUCUCAACCAUAGAGGAAAAAGGUUAUAUAAGAAUGAUGUCUAGUGCUACUCCUCUUUUUAAGUCGUUUAGUAGAACAACUCUUACAAGAGAUCUUUUUUCCUUGUAUUAUUCUGAGAGAGAAAAACUAAAAAACAAUGAUUGGAAAUUACACAAACGAAUUCUUAGGUUUAGGGCUUUGGUACCCCCUUAUGAUGGAGUAAGCAUUUCAGAAGAAAUAUUUUUGUUUCUAAGUCAAUGGAAGCUAGAAAACAAAGUGCUUAGUGUUACCGUUGAUAAUGCUACAUAUAAUGAUGCUAUGAUUGCACACUUGAAGAACCGUCUUGUGUCAAAGGGGUUGUUAGUGAGUAAUGGAUGUAUGUUUCAUAUUCGAUGUUGUGCUCACAUCAUUAAUUUGAUUGUUCAAUCCGGAUUGGAGCUUAUUGAAGGCAUUUUGGAUGAUAUUAGGAAGUUGGUGAGAUUAGUUACAAGAUCUUCUUAUAGAAGUAAGGAUUUUUAUGACACUGCCGAAAAAAAGUUCAAUUUGGUGAAAAGAAAACUCCAUUUAGAUAUGAAAAUUCGUUGGAAUUCAACUUUUUCUAUUCUUGAUAAUGUGUUGUAUUAUAGGGAAGUGUUUGUUUAUUUGGGGUCCGUGAACAAUUAUUUCAAAUCUUUUGUGCCUACGGAUUUUGAAUGGAGUAAAUUGGUUGUUGUUCAUAAAUUUUUAAACAUCUUUUAUGACGUAACAUGUAUGUUUUCGGCUUCUAAGACUCCUACUUCUAAUUUAUACUUUAAGGGUGCUUGGAUGGUUCAUCGUCACUUGUUGGAUACUUCUAAAUCUACCGAUGUGUUGUUGUCUGAGAUGGUAGAGCCAAUGUUAAGCAAAUUUGAUAAAUAUUGGUCCGAGUAUAAUGUCUAUUUAUCUUGUGCGACUAUUCUUGAUCCAAGAUUUAAAGUUAAGAUGGUUGAAUAUUGCUUGGACAAAUUAUUUGGGACGGAUUUGGCUAUGGAAAAGGUGGAAGUGGUGUUGAGCACAUUAAGGUCUUUGUAUAAUGAUUAUAAGUUGCAAUCAUCAACCUCACCUAUUAUUGUUCCCUCUCCUCUUAAUAGUGAAUUUGGACAUCAUAACUUAUUUGAUGAUUAUCAUAGUUAUAAUCCAAAAAGUACUAUGAGCCAAAUUGGAAAGUCACAACUUGAAGUUUAUUUAGAAGAGGAGCCUCUUGAUAUGAAUUUGGAAUUGGAUGUGUUAGAGUAUUGGCAUCAAAAUGCAUUAAGGUUUCCGGAGCUCUCAAAAGUGGCUAGGGAUUUACUAACUAUUCCGGUCAGUACGGUAGCUUCGGAGUCGGCUUUUAGCAUUGGAGGGAAAACUAUUUCCCCAAAUCGUAGUUCAUUAAAUCCAAAAACCGUGCAAGCAUUAGUGUGUGUUCAAGAUUGGGGAAGUGAUGAAAAUGGCAUUGCAUUGGACUUGGAUAAUGAAAAUGAUGAGGACGGUGAAGCAAUAAUUGAAAAUGAUGAAGACAAUGAGAGUGAUACUUUCUUUUCCUUAUAG
Molecule: messenger RNA, 1611 nt
Organism: Spinacia oleracea (spinach)
Lineage: Eukaryota; Viridiplantae; Streptophyta; Magnoliopsida; Caryophyllales; Amaranthaceae
Product: zinc finger BED domain-containing protein RICESLEEPER 2-like
Exons: 2
Coding region: 1-1611 (536 amino acids)
Molecular function (GO): DNA binding; protein dimerization activity
Source: RefSeq, a predicted model, not a curated record